Diprion similis is the source of this 1821-nucleotide messenger RNA. RefSeq lists its product as uncharacterized. Gene Ontology annotation, molecular function: heme transmembrane transporter activity; heme binding. Bases 86 to 1588 code for a protein of 500 amino acids. The transcript has 6 exons. NCBI's taxonomy places the organism in Eukaryota, Metazoa, Arthropoda, Insecta, Hymenoptera, Diprionidae. Gene Ontology annotation, cellular component: membrane. The record is from RefSeq and is a predicted model, not a curated record. Gene Ontology annotation, biological process: heme export; transmembrane transport.
AAAAAAGUAAUCGAUAAGGUCAGAUCAUCAGAAGAUAAGUUUCAUGCCGUUGAGUGAAAAUAAGAUACAGUCAGUCGAAUGAAAAAUGGUGAUAGUGGAGAAUAGCGUGAUUACACAUGAAGACAGCGAAUCCUUUUCCAAACCAUGCGAAGUUCUGACGAUGCCAGCAUCGAAUGGCGUCGCUGGAUCUGGCGAGAAACAAAUAGACGAAAACUUGUCGAAAGUAGUUGAUGGCCUGAUGGAAGUCAAACUCUUCAAGAGACGAUGGCUCCAGCUCGUGCUGUUCUUCAUUCUCGGUAUAAGCAGUGGCGUGCACUUUGCUCAAUUCGCGAUCAUCGCCAAUAUAACGCGCAGGUUUUACAACGUUUCCUCACUGGCGGUGGAGUGGACCGUCACAAUUUACAUGAUAGAAUACGUGACUUUGCUGAUACCGGUCUCUUAUUUGACCAAUCGCGUCGGUUUGAGGUGGACUAUCCUGAUGACCACGAUUGGUGUGACUCUCGGCUCGUGGAUUAAGGUUUUCGCAGCAUCUCCCGACCGUUUUUACUUGAUACUCGUUGCGCAAGUUCUGUUCGGCGUGUUGCAAGUCUUCGUCUUCAGCGUUCCUGGCCGAUUGGCUUCUCAUUGGUUUGGCCCAAAAGAAGUCGCCCUUGCCACGGCCGUCGGUUUUUAUGGACCUCAGGCGGGCAUUAUUGUAUGUUCCGUGUCUGUUCCUAUGGUCGUUGAAGAUCACGAGAAUUCCGAAGACAUCGGGACGGAGUUCUCAUUAAUUUUUUGGUCACAGGCAAUCGGGUCCAGCAUCGUCACGGUUAUAUUAUUUUUUUUUUUUCUCGAAGAACCACGCUUACCACCGAGUGGUGCAAGGGCACUCCAAAAAAUGAACCACGAAUCAGUGACUUUAGGCUUUCUGCCUACGUGUAAAAGAGUUCUAAAGAACAGGAGUUUUCUCAUGCUGUGGAACAGCUUUGGCCUGAUUAUGGGCGUUGCAUUGGGAUUGGGAGUCAUGUUGAAUCCAUUCUAUACGGCUCAUUUCAAGAACGACACAAGGACUGUUGGAUAUCUGUCAAUUUGGCUAGCCGUGGUUGGAGCCAUUGGCUCGGUAACCUGCGGUACCAUUCUUGACAAAACGAAGGCGUUCAGAAAGCUCUCGAUCGCCGUCUGCUGCUUUUCGAUCCUUGCAAUGUUGUUGUACGGAAUAAGCUUCACGCUGGAAUCAAAGUGGAUGAUAUUCGCGGGUCUUCUACUAUGCGCAGCUCCCGUAAUCGGAUACGGAACUGUUGGAAUGGAAUUGUGCGUGGAAAUAUCUUAUCCUGAGCCAGAAGCGAUCACCACCGGAAUUCUGAACAUGUCACCUCAGAUCUAUGGGUUCUUAAUCAUUCUGUUCGCUGGCAGGCUGCUGGAAAAUUACGGAGACGUACCGGCAUUUGCCUGUUUUUGUGCAUUUCUCGUUUUAGCGACCAUAUUAGUAAUUUUUAAUAAAAGCGAACUUCGACGCGAGAAAGCUAGGCAACUCACCAGCGGAUACGUCGCUGUUCCCGUCAAAGAAUUGACGCAAUCGAAAUCUCACGAGUUGAGAUCUACUCCGUGAUCUUAUUAUAGUAUUUCUAAAACGACUCACAUCAAACGAAAGAUUUCAAUAAUAUUUAAAUGUUGCAUUUCGAAGCUUAAACGAUGUGUUCAUGUGCUUAAUGCAAUCUACCAACCUCAGUAUUUUUUUCAACCAUUGAUUGCCUUCGCUAGAUAUUGUUUCAGAAAAAUUGAAACGACCGGGGCUACUUGCUUGAUAAAUAUAUGCUGAUGGAUUUUAUCGGUCAAAAUGAU